Messenger RNA from Encephalitozoon intestinalis ATCC 50506, 402 nucleotides. RefSeq names its product homeobox domain-containing protein. NCBI's taxonomy places the organism in Eukaryota, Fungi, Microsporidia, Unikaryonidae. Gene Ontology annotation, molecular function: DNA-binding transcription factor activity, RNA polymerase II-specific; transcription cis-regulatory region binding. Gene Ontology annotation, cellular component: nucleus. The record is from RefSeq and is a predicted model, not a curated record. The transcript has a single exon. Gene Ontology annotation, biological process: regulation of DNA-templated transcription. Bases 1 to 402 code for a protein of 133 amino acids.
AUGCCGAUUCGCUCAAGAUUCACCAAGGACGAGAAAAAGGUUAUGAAGUUCAUUGAUUCGACCGAAGAGAUAAUAAAGCAUAUGAACAAGUCCGACUCAAACAAGAGGUCAAGGUUAAAGUUGAGUGGGGAGCAGAUUGAUAUCCUGGAGUCGAACUUCAAGAUCGACAGCCAUCCGAACAGUACCACCAAAAGCCUCCUGGCAAAUGCCCUGAGCAUACCGUUUAAGAACAUCCAGAUAUGGUUCCAGAAUAGAAGGGCCAAGGAGAAGAUGGUGAGAGAUAGCUCCAAGAGAAGGAAUGGAAAUACGAUAGCUGAGGAAAGGGACCAGGAGCGGGGUACGGUAAACUACCAGACAAUGUGCCCCUUCGACUUUCCUCCUCAGGAGAGGUACUUUCUUUAG